Coregonus sp. 'balchen' is the source of this 1707-nucleotide messenger RNA. Lineage: Eukaryota; Metazoa; Chordata; Actinopteri; Salmoniformes; Salmonidae. The record is from the annotation of a GenBank genome assembly.
CAGGAAGCGUGUUCAUUUUCGUAGUAAGAAAAUAACAAACGGCUUGAAUCAAUGGGGGUGACUUGGUGAGAUUCUAUUGUUUGCUUUUUUAUCAAACUUGUAUCCAACAACAUAUCAAUAGCUAGCUAGCUACAUUACUUAUCACACCUGGUCUUUUACAUGGUCCAAGAUCCCAUGUGGAUCAACAGGAAACAGUACACAACUCAAUGAUCUGUCACCUGGUAUAUUUUUCAUCCAAGCUUCCUAGCAUCUUACAUCACCAUUCAGAUCUGACAUUGUUUCAAUAUGUGAUUUUUGGAAAUCAGUAAGUUAAUGCUGAACAAUAUCUUAAUGUUAUGAACAUUUAUACUCAGUGUGCUGUCUCCCUUGCUUAGUGUGUGUCAGGUGCCUUUGGCAGAGGGAAAGAGUGUGCAGCAGACAAUAGACAUUCUGCACAAGAAGUUGGAGCAGUUGGGCGCUGUGAAGCAGGGAAACUUUACUGUGGACUGUGAGACGUACCAUGCCACAGGAAAUGCCAGCGGUAACUAAAGUUGUACUACUAAGCUAUGACAUAAACAACAUUGUCUUUCAUAUCUUGUCAUGUAAUCCAUUGGACUACAUCCUUCAACUACCCACAAGGCGACAACAACCAUCUUUCUUUUCUCUCUCUAUUUCUCUCUGUUUGUCACAGGCCAGCCAACCAAACUUCUGUAUGUGAUGCAUAACUCAGAAACCCCCCUGAGCUGCUUAGCCCUGUUCGAAGGAGGUCCCUGCCUCACAGCAGAUGGAAACUUUGACGUGCUCAUGAUUAAGCUGAAAAGCCACUUCCAGAACGCCAAGGGGCACAAGGUAGAGAGCCGUGGCUCCCGCUACCGCUAUUGUGAUUUCCUGAUAAAGGUUGGAGCGGUAACAAUGAGCUCCAGCGCGAGGGGCAUUUCAGUAGAGGUGAGUGGUCUGUACACCCAAUUAACACAAUGGAGGGUAAAGGGGAUUUGUCUGAUCUGUGUCACACUUUUUCUAAACUGAUGUCCACGAUCAAAUCUCUUUAUUUGUUUAGGUGGAGUACUGUCCAUGUGUGGUCCCUGGGGACUGCUGGAACCUGAUGAAAGAGUUCAUGCAAAGCUUCCUGGGACCCAGCAUCCCGGAGCUGCCCGCUGUGUUCGCCAACAAACCUGAGGGCCUCUAUGUGCCCGCGGACUGUGUUGACACCAUGACCCAGUACCUGGAGUUGUUCAGCAAAGUGCGCAAACAGCAGGUGCUCCCAGGGACCACACGUUGACGUCUUCAUGGCAGCAGGAAAGUUCUGGAUAAUCUCUGAUAAAGAAGCACCACCAAGAGGGCAGCAGUACUUCCUCCACACCCCAACACAAGCAACACGUCAUCUUAAGCCACACUGUUGUGUAACUUAAAUUGUACUGAGCGUCAGUACAGCAACUCAAACUGAUCAAAGGAUUUCACAACCACUGCAAGGAAUAUAUCAUGCCAAAAAUGAGAUCAAAAUCUUACUGGUUGAAGUCUGAACUCUUGACAGAAUAAUGCUGUGUCCCAAAUGUCUUGUGGAUUAUCCUUGAGAGUAAUCGGUUUAAAGGACAUUCAGUUUAGAUAGUAACGUUGUAUCUGGGCAUUAUGGUCCUACUAAUAGUUGGUUAUUUUUAUUUUAAAAAUUGUCUGACAAAACACUUUUUGUAACACUGUUUUUUUAACUCAAUAAACCUAUGUUUACCUAAA